This is a messenger RNA of Chenopodium quinoa (quinoa), 942 nucleotides long. RefSeq lists its product as uncharacterized. Gene Ontology annotation, molecular function: nucleic acid binding. The record is from RefSeq and is a predicted model, not a curated record. Bases 1 to 942 code for a protein of 313 amino acids. Lineage: Eukaryota; Viridiplantae; Streptophyta; Magnoliopsida; Caryophyllales; Amaranthaceae. The transcript has a single exon.
AUGUGCAUUUUUAGAGAGAAAAGAGAGCUUACAAAUGAUGCAAGAACCAGAAUUGCUAAUUGGUUACUAGUAAAAAAUUCCACUAGAAAGUUGAAAAGGGGUACCGUGAAAGAAGCAUCAGAGCUUUUUGGAGUGCAUCGAACCACAAUCUACAGAAUUUUGAAGCAAGCAAAAGCUCUAUGGCAAAACGGUGAUGCAGUCAACAUGGACUCUAAGAAACCCAAAAGGGUUGGCAAGAAAGGUAAACACAUUGACUUAAGUAAAAUUUCUAAAAUUCCAUUUCACAAAAGGGGCAACAUUAGGGCACUUUCAAUAGCAUUAGGUGUUUCUAAGAGCACCAUUCAUAGGUUGAUCAAAAGUGGUCAAAUCAAGCCACACACAAAUGCAUUGAAACCAGCACUUACAGAAAAUAAUAUCAUGGAAAGACUAAAAUGGUGCCUCAAAGCCAUUGAUCAAGACAAUGGUAUGUUCAACGUUAUGUACACCACAAUCCAUUUAGACGAGAAAUGGUUCUACAUGACAAAAGGGACACAACGUUAUUACCUACUCCCAGGUGAAACACAACCUUAUAGAACGUGUAAGAGCAAAAGAUUUGUCACAAAAGUCAUGUUCCUAUGUGCCGUUGCUAGGCCACGAUUUAAUGUAGAAGGAGAAUGCAUUUUUGAUGGGAAAAUAGGAAUGUUUCCGUUUGUCAGGUGGGUGCCAGCAAAAAGAAGAAGCAUAAAUAGGCCAGCAGGUACAUUAGAGCUCAAACCAGUUACCUCAGUCACAAAAGAAGCUUAUAGGAACAUGUUAAUCAGACAAGUGAUCCCAGCAAUCAUGCAAAAGUGGCCAGAUAAUGAUCAAGGUCCAAUCUAUUUGCAACAAGACAAUGCAAGACCUCACAUAGAAGUACAAGACAGAGACUUCAUGGAAGCUGUGCAAAUUCCAACAAAGACUUAA